This is a messenger RNA of Talpa occidentalis (Iberian mole), 2215 nucleotides long. RefSeq names its product solute carrier family 2 member 5 (gene SLC2A5). The transcript has 13 exons. Gene Ontology annotation, cellular component: membrane. The record is from RefSeq and is a predicted model, not a curated record. The coding region runs from base 185 to 1684 and encodes 499 amino acids. Gene Ontology annotation, biological process: fructose transmembrane transport. NCBI's taxonomy places the organism in Eukaryota, Metazoa, Chordata, Mammalia, Eulipotyphla, Talpidae. Gene Ontology annotation, molecular function: fructose transmembrane transporter activity.
CAUCCGCGUUUCCAGCUCUCGGCUGCGGAGCCGCCCGGGGAGCGCGGGGGUGGCCGGGCCGGAGCCGGCUCUUUCCCUCUCGCCUAACCCUGGCUGGUGCCUGAGAGCCGCCGCCAUUUCUUUUUGAGUGCACGACCUGUCCCCCCCGAAGGAGACAAGCCACACACUGCCCUUCGGAGCAAAGAUGAAGGAGACCGAGAAGAAAGGGAGGCUGACCCGCGUGCUUGCCCUGACAACACUGAUCGCUGCCUUUGGGUCGUCCUUCCAGUAUGGGUACAAUGUGUCCUCCAUCAACUCCCCUUCUGAGAUCAUGAAGGAGUUUUAUAACGAAACCUUCUACGAUAGAACCAGUGACUACCUGAGUGAAUUUUCCUUGACUUUGCUGUGGUCUGUGUCUGUGUCCAUGUUUCCCUUCGGAGGCCUUGUGGGAUCCUUCUUGGUGGGCCCCAUGGUGAAUAAUCUUGGCAGGAAAGGGACCUUGCUGUUGAACAACAUCUUUUCCAUUGUCUCCUCCAUCCUGAUGGGAUGCAGUGAAACCGCCAAGUCGUUCGAGAUGAUAAUUGUGGCCAGGUUUUUGGUGGGAAUAUGUGCAGGUUUGUCUUCCAAUGUUGCCCCCAUGUACUUAGGGGAGCUGGCCCCCAAGAACCUGAGGGGGGCCCUCGGGGUGGUACCCCAGUUCUUCAUUACCAUUGGCAUCCUGGUGGCCCAGGUCUUUGGUCUUCGGACGCUCCUCGCACACGAAACUGGCUGGCCCAUCCUCCUGGGGCUGACUGGGGUGCCGGCGGGGGUCCAGCUCCUUCUGCUGCCCUUCUCCCCUGAGAGCCCCAGGUACCUGCUGAUUCAGAAGAAAGAUGAAAAAGCUGCCAGGAAAGCUCUGAGGGAGCUGCGAGGCUGGGAUGACGUGGAGGAUGAGAUUCAGGAGAUUCGGGAGGAGGAUGAGGCCGAGAAGGCCGCGGGCUUCAUCUCCGUACUGAAGCUGUUCCAGACCCGGUCCCUGCGCUGGCAGGUCGUGUCCAUCAUCGUCCUCAUGGCCGGCCAGCAGCUGUCGGGCGUGAACGCGAUCUUCUACUACACAGACCAGGUCUUCAGGAGCGCAGGGGUGGAAACCGACCACAUCCAGUACGUGACGGUCAGCACGGGGACGGUCAAUAUGCUGAUCACCAUCUGCGCCGUGUUCGUGGUGGAGUACUUGGGGCGGAGGUUUCUGCUCCUUCUGGGCUUCUUCAUCUGCUUCGCCGCCUGCUGUGUGCUGACCGUGGCCCUGGCCCUGCAGGACACAGUAUCCUGGAUGCCUUACCUCAGCAUUGCCUGCGUCUUCUCCUACGUCGUGGGACAUGCCCUUGGCCCUAGUCCCAUCCCAGCACUGCUCACCAUGGAGAUCUUCCUGCAGUCCUCUCGGGCGUCCGCCUACGUGGUAGGGGGCAGUGUGCACUGGCUGUCCAACUUCAUCGUGGGCUUGGUCUUCCCAUUCAUUCAAGAGGCCCUCAAAUCCUACAGCUUCAUCAUCUUUGCUGUGGUUUGCCUCCUCACCACCAUCUACACCUUCUUCAUCAUCCCUGAGACCAAAGGCAAGACAUUCAUGGAGAUCAAUCAGAUCUUCACCAAGAGGAAUAAGGUGCCAGACAUGUACCCAGACAAGGAGGAGCUGAAUGAACUUCCACCUGCUACUUUGGAACAGAACUAGUGAGGGGAUGCUGGGUAAGCCGGACUGUGUGGAGCCUCCCACCUGGCUGUUUUCUAACAGAUGUCUGUGACUCUCCAGAAAUAAGACAGGGCCAGCAUGGAUCAUGGGACCAACCCGGUCUGUGGGAUGGGCUCUGUGUCCCAUAGAGCCAGGCUGCCUGCCUCUCCUGACUGACCUGCUACCCCCCCAGCACCACAGCUCCCCUCUGUGGGGAGCCACAUGACUCCUGGUCUAGAACAAAAUUGUUACUGAGGUGGUAAGAUGGAAGGAAUCAAAUUUGACCAGAAAAACAAGCUCUUCUCCAAUCCCUGGGUCUUCUGGAGCUACAGGCACUUGUUCAGAGCAGGAUUCAUCCUCCUGGUGGACCCUCCUCCAGAAAUACCCAUUUGGGAGAGGGCAGUGCCACAGCAAUGAAGGUAGAAAACUGGGGAACAGGCUCCUGCGGGGACUCUAGCUGAGCUGGAGAUCACUAAUCCUAAAUUAUAUUGUUAAAGAACAGUGGAACUGCUUCUCUAUACCCAAUAAAACAAA